AUGUCGCAAGUUCGGGUUCGGGAUUACAAUCGGACAACGAAAAUAUUGUGCUCCGCAGCAUCUCCGCCAGGCUCAUUUCCGACGGAGCGUCAACUGGCGCUCACCGAAAUCCUCCGAGCAACACUUGUGUCGGUGACGAACUCUUCUACCUGUACAACCUUGAUGGUUUCAAGAACCCUCUCCGCCUCCCUUGGGCGUGUCAUUCGCAGCGCAGCGCGCACACAGCGCCAGCUGCCUCUGCGGUCAUUUGCGACCGCCGUCAACGUUGCCGGCCCUCUCACAGAGACGACAACUCUAUCGAAUGGCUUGACUGUCGCAACGGAGUCGCAUCCACACGCGCAGACGGCGACCGUCGGUGUGUGGAUUGACGCGGGCUCGCGGGCGGAGACGGACAAGACGAAUGGGACGGCACACUUCCUUGAGCAUAUGGCGUUCAAGGGCACAAACCGUCGCUCGCAGCAUGCCCUCGAGCUCGAGGUAGAGAACAUUGGUGCGCACUUGAAUGCGUACACCUCCCGUGAGCAGACCGUGUACUAUGCGAAGAGCUUCCGCAAAGACGUCGGGACCGCGGUGGACAUUAUCAGCGACAUCCUGCAGAAUUCGAAGCUGGAGACGGCUGCGAUCGAGCGCGAGCGGGAUGUUAUCUUGCGGGAGCAGCAGGAGGUCGAUAAACAAAUGGAGGAGGUUGUGUUUGACCACCUUCACUCUGUCGCUUUCGCCGGCCAACCGCUUGGUAGGACGAUCCUUGGACCCAAGCAAAACAUUCUGUCAAUUAACCGCGACGAUCUGGCGUCGUACAUAAAGACGAAUUACACUGCAGAUCGUAUGGUCCUCGUCGGCACCGGUGGGGUUGACCACCAAGAGCUCGUGAAGCUUGCGGAGAAAAGCUUCUCCUCCCUCCCUGUCUCCGCCAACCCCAUUCCCCUUGGCCGCCUCGCCCACCCGAAGACCAAAUUUGUUGGUGCGGAGGUGCGCAUACGGGACGACAGCAUGCAGACAGCCCAUCUCGCCAUUGCCGUUGAGGGGGUUGGGUGGAGCUCGCCCGACUACUACCCCAUGCUUGUUAUGCAAUCUAUCUUCGGGAACUGGGACCGCUCACUUGGCGCAGCGGGUCUAAUGUCGUCUCAGUUAUCUCACAUCGUUUCAUCGAACAACCUUGCUAACAGCUUCAUGUCUUUCUCAACAUCGUACUCGGACACUGGUCUCUGGGGUAUCUACCUGGUUACUGAGAACGUAAUGAACAUGGACGACCUUGCGCACUUCACCCUCAAGGAGUGGACACGGAUGUCUAUUGGACCAACGGAGGCGGAGGUUGAGCGUGCGAAGAGCCAGCUGAAGGCUAGUCUGUUGUUGAGUCUCGACGGUUCAACUGCAGUUGCGGAAGAUAUCGGCCGACAGCUCGUCACAAGCGGACGUCGCAUGACUCCUCAGCAGAUUGAGAAGGCGGUCGAUGCAGUGACCCCUGCCGAGAUCAAGCGAGUAGCUCAGAAAUACCUGUGGGACCAGGAUAUUGCUCUUACUGCCGUCGGUCCCAUCGAGGGUCUCUUAGACUACAACCGCAUUCGUGCGGAUAUGUCGUCACUGCUGUACUAG
This is a messenger RNA of Fibroporia radiculosa, 1593 nucleotides long. RefSeq lists its product as uncharacterized. Lineage: Eukaryota; Fungi; Basidiomycota; Agaricomycetes; Polyporales; Fibroporiaceae. Gene Ontology annotation, cellular component: mitochondrion. Bases 1 to 1593 code for a protein of 530 amino acids. Gene Ontology annotation, molecular function: metalloendopeptidase activity; metal ion binding. The record is from RefSeq and is a predicted model, not a curated record. The transcript has 4 exons.